Molecule: messenger RNA, 634 nt
Organism: Patiria miniata (bat star)
Lineage: Eukaryota; Metazoa; Echinodermata; Asteroidea; Valvatida; Asterinidae
Product: 40S ribosomal protein S26-like
Exons: 3
Coding region: 13-399 (128 amino acids)
Biological process (GO): translation
Cellular component (GO): cytosolic small ribosomal subunit; ribosome
Molecular function (GO): structural constituent of ribosome; mRNA binding
Source: RefSeq, a predicted model, not a curated record
UGACCUGAUUGCAUGUACUUUGUUGACAUUUGUCCCAUACAGACGGCCAAGCGACGAAACAACGGACGCAACAAGAAGGGUCGCGGGCACGUACGCCCUGUGCGCUGCACCAACUGCGCCCGCUGUGUGCCCAAGGACAAGGCCAUCAAGAAGUUUGUCAUCAGGAACAUUGUGGAGGCUGCGGCUGUCCGUGAUAUCCAGGAUGCCAGCGUUUAUGAGGUGUACGCUUUGCCCAAGCUGUAUGCAAAGCUUCACUACUGCGUGAGCUGUGCCAUUCACUCCAAGGUGGUGCGUAACAGGUCCAAGGAGGCUCGGAAGGACAGGACACCCCCUCCCCGCUUCCGCCCAGGAAUGGCUUCUGGACAGCAGGCAAGACCAGGCGGUGCAGGUGGGCGUUAAUUUUUCUCCGAAUAGUCAAAUUUGGAAUCCAUCACCCUGGCAACCCCAUGGCAACACCACGUCAACAGGAACCAUCCCUGGCGCAACGACACCGUUACUUUUUCCCAACACAAGAUUUGACUGUUCAAUGUAAAACUUUCAAAUCAAUUCUCAAAAAUGUCUACACGACAGGCUCAUCGCAAAGGCUUUGAUGAAUAAAUUGCCAUAUGAAAAGUGGCUUAAUGGCUCAGUUUAA